ACAAGGUCAGCAGGCUCCACCCUAUAAAGCUGCAAACAUGGCGGGAUUAUCUGUUUGGGAUUACGUGAUUUUCGGUGUGAUGCUUGCUUCAUCCAGUAUUAUUGGAAUUUAUUAUGGCUGCAAAGCGAAGGGAAGAUCGACCAAGGAAUACCUGAUUGCUGGUGGCUCAAUGCACUGGUUCCCGAUUUCCAUGUCGCUGCUCGCCUCGUUUUUCUCUGCAGUGGGUUUGAUGGGGAUCCCAGCCGAAGUUUACACAUACGGAGUCAGUUUUAUAUUCCGUCUAAUCGGCUUUGCAACAAGUAUGAUACUAGCAGCUAAUGUAUAUGCACCCAUCUUCUACAAAAGCCGUAUCACAAGUGCAAAUGAGUAUCUAGAGAUGCGAUUUUCAUCUGGUGUGAGACUUCUUGGAUGUAUCCUGCUUAUACUGCAAUAUGUGCUUUAUUUGUCUGUUGUGCUGUUUGCACCGAGUUUGGCACUUGAAGCUGUUGCUGGAGUUCCGCUGGCUACAUCUGUAUUAGCGACUGGAGUUGUCUGCACGUUCUAUACCACAUUGGGUGGUAUGAAAGCUGUCAUAUGGACUGAUAUGCUGCAAGCAGCCAUAAUGACUGUUGGCAUGGUUACUCUCAUUGUAUUUGGAGUGAGUGAAGUUGGAGGUUUAGGUAAUGUGAUGGAAAUCGCUGCUCGUGGAAAAAGGACUGUGCUGAACUGGGACCUAGACCCCACUGUUCGCAGCACUGUUUGGACAUAUGGUAUCGGUGGCAUGUUUGCAUUGCAGAGCUGGACCACCUCUCAAGUCUCAGUACAAAGAUUCCUGUCUGCUGCUUCGUUGCAGCAUGCAAAAAAGGCGCUUUACGUGAACUUAAUUUACUUGACGAUCAUGAUCAUUAUAUGCUGCUCUGCCGGGCUAGUGACCUUUGCUGUGUUUGCAGAUUGCGACCCUCGCAGUGCCCGACUGAUUGCAAGCAAUGAUCAGGUAAUUCCAUAUUAUGUUGUGAGCAGACUGGGUCGUUUUCCUGGUGUAUCCGGACUCUUCAUGGCUUGUUUAAUGAGCGGAGCCUUGAGCACCCUUUCUUCUGGACUAAAUUCUCUUGCUGCUGUAACUUUGGAAGACAUCGUGAAAAGAAUCAAGCCAGAUAUCAAGGACGGGACAGCCACGUUAGUCACAAAAGUUGCAGCCUGUAUGUAUGGCGUCCUUGUUGUUGGCCUGACUUUUGCCAUCUCCUAUUCUGGGACAAUGGUCCUUCAGCUUGCUGUUUCAAUUUUUGGAGUAGUGGCUUCUCCACAAUUUGGAAUGUUCACACUUGGAAUGCUUAUACCAAAAGCGACAUCUGUGGGUGCCUAUGUGGGUACAGCCACUGGAGUAUUGUCAACAGCUUGGUUGGCAGGUGGGGCUUUGAUUUUUCGUCCAGACAAAAAGCCACUGCCGGUUUCUGUUUAUAAAUGCUGGAGCAAUUCAACAAUGGGCAACUUUACCACUUGGGAGUCAGGCAUCGUGCAAAAUAAAGUGACGCAAAGCAGCUCUCCCAUUGCAAAGUUCCACGCCAUUUCAUACAUGUAUUACAGUGUUUUUAGCAUCAUUGUAACCUUUGGUGUUGGACUCCUUGUCACAUUGUUAUGCAGCCACGGAGAUCCAGAAAAGAUAAAUCCAGAUUUGUUGUAUGAUUACAAAUCAGCCCUUCGUUCUUGUCUGCCCAAAUGUUGCAGAAGAGAAAAGAAACGGCACUUUCACGAUUCGGAACUUGAAAUGGAGAAUUUGACAAAGAUGUGAGGCCUGGAGACAGAAGUUAUCACCGAUACUAUCUUAUUGAUACUAUCGAUACUAUCUGGUUUGUAAUAUUUUCAUAUCAAGUUCACCGGGGAUGUAAUAUUUUUAUAUCUAUUUCACCUGUGAUGUAAUAUUUUAUAACAAGUAUACCUGGGAUGGAAUAUUUUCAUUUGAAGUUCACCCCAGAUUGAAUUUUUGCAUAUUGACUUGCAGGGUUUUAAAAUGUAAAGUGUUGUUCUUUAAAUGGACUUGUCAGCGAUAAUUUUUUGUAAAAUGCUUAAUGUCUUAUGUGGUAAGAUUUAAUGGGAUGCUUGUUUGAAACGCUAGAUUAGAAACACACACAGUUUGUCAGAAACUAACAAGAUGUGUUGCCAUCAUUUAAUUAUGAAUGGCUAGUACUUUUUGUUUAGUAAUUUAAGAGUGAAGGCUAAAAAAAGUUUUAUCAAUUUCAUUAUUUAAGGACGGUUUAUCAAAUUUUUAUCUAUCAGGAAGGUCUUCAAAUCAAAAUUUAAGGCCAGAUAUUUAUUUUUUAUGCUGAAUAAUUUUUUGUCAUGGAAGAUUCCAAGUUUAAAGCACAAACUCUUACUUUAUCUAAUACCUUAUCAAGAGCAGGGCAAUCUUCCUAUAAUUGCACCACAUACAAUUUUAUUGCUAGCUAGAAUCUCUUUGUUUCAAAAGGCAAUAAUAAUAUCAAUGCAUUUACCACAUUUGAAGGGUAUUAAUUAAUUAAAUAUUAUUUAUUUUUGUGAUUUUACCUUUCACCAUUCUUGAAUUUGUAGAAUUUUAUAAUUCUUUAGCAACACAAGGCUUAAACUGUUUUAUAUUGUUUUUUUGUAAUUGAAAGCACCACUGUCAAACAUUCUUAGAGAACUGAAUAAAGUUCCGACGCUUGGCAUCAUGUUAAAACAUUAUUUUUGAAACUUUCACCUCUUAUCCUAAAAAAAACACUAUGAUUGAUGGGGCAUAAUCAAAGAUUUAAAAGACAGUGAUUUGAAAUUCUGUGCUAUUUUCCUGUUUCUCAGGUGGUUUUUAAAUAUUGACUGAUUUUGUGUAUUUAGACAUAUUUCACAAUCCUCUUUCAGGUUAUGUGGUUCAUAUUCAAAAAUUCUAACAAAUUUUUUAAGGUCAUUACUUGACGUUUCUAAUGGUUAUUUA
Messenger RNA from Rhopilema esculentum, 2920 nucleotides. RefSeq names its product sodium-coupled monocarboxylate transporter 1. Gene Ontology annotation, cellular component: membrane. The record is from RefSeq and is a predicted model, not a curated record. Gene Ontology annotation, biological process: transmembrane transport; sodium ion transport. NCBI's taxonomy places the organism in Eukaryota, Metazoa, Cnidaria, Scyphozoa, Rhizostomeae, Rhizostomatidae. Gene Ontology annotation, molecular function: symporter activity.